Messenger RNA from Linum trigynum, 735 nucleotides. NCBI's taxonomy places the organism in Eukaryota, Viridiplantae, Streptophyta, Magnoliopsida, Malpighiales, Linaceae. The record is from the annotation of a GenBank genome assembly.
AUGGCCUUCCGCGGAUCCUUUUUACUCUCCCUCGCCGCACUAUUCACCGCCGGAGCUCAAUCAACGACAAUAUUUUUCACAAACAACUGCCCAUACACGACAUGGCCAGCAACCCUAACCGGCGGCGGCGCACCACAGCUCUCCACCACCGGCUUCGAGCUCCCUUCCGGCCAAUCCUCCACCCUCGAGGUCCCUCCCAACUGGACCAGCGGCCGAAUGUGGGGAAGGACCGGGUGCACCACCAACUCCACCACCGGCAAAUUUUCCUGCAUCACCGGCGACUGCGCCUCCAGCCAGAUCGAGUGCAACGGCGCGGGAGCCAUCCCUCCCGCAACCCUCAUCGAGUUCACCCUCAACGGCAGCGGCGGGCUCGACUUCUAUGACGUCAGCCUCGUCGACGGGUUCAACCUGCCCGUCUCGGUCCAGCCGCUAGGGAGCCACAGCUGUAACGCCACGAGCUGCGCGGCCAACGUGAAUGAGGCAUGCCCGCCGGAGCUUGCCGCGACGGGGACAGACGGGAGCGUGAUGGGGUGCAGGAGCGCGUGCUUGGCGCUGAACCAGCCGCAGUACUGCUGCAGUGGGGAUUUUAACACGCCGGAGAAGUGCCCGCCGACGGGGUACUCGAAGUUGUUUAAGGAUCGGUGCCCUCAGGCUUAUAGCUAUGCUUAUGAUGAUGGGACCAGCACGUUCACGUGUCCUACCGGCGACAAUUACUUGGUCACGUUUUGUCCUUGA